AUGACCACCGAAGCCGAGUCCAGGCCCUUCAACGCCGCAUCGUUCUACGCGUUCCUGAAAGAGGGGCGGUUCAUGGGGGUGCGGUGCCGGGAGAAUGGCAACAUCUACGCGGAAGCCCGGCCCAUUGACCCGGUGAGCCACAGCCGGGACAUGGAAUGGCACGAGCUGAGUGGGCGCGCCACACUGACCACCUUCACGUGCAUUUCGGUAGCGCCGGCGUCGCUGGAGGCGAAGGGCUACGGACGCAACAAUCCGUAUUGCACCGGGAUAGUGACGCUGGAAGAAGGUCACGAAUCAGCGCGCGAAUCUCCGGUGUAGAUGCAGCCAACCCGCAGAAUAUCCCGUCCGAUCUGCCCGUGGUGCUGGCGUUGGAUGAGAUCGACGCCAACGACCCCGGGCUGGUGUUCCGGC
Messenger RNA from Geodia barretti, 411 nucleotides. The record is from the annotation of a GenBank genome assembly. Lineage: Eukaryota; Metazoa; Porifera; Demospongiae; Tetractinellida; Geodiidae.